AUGAUUACUAACAUUAGAGAACAUAAAAUUAUUAAUGGUUUUACUAGACCAAAACACCCUUACUAAGUGUUUACUAUCAUAUUUUUUGCACAAUUAUUCUGUUGUGUAUCAAUUGCAAUACUUCCUAUAACUAAUUUACUUUUCUAGGUAAGGAACAUCGUUAAACAGAUUAUUUUAGCAUCUUUAUUCUAUUUUUUAGCUUUAAUGAUCUUUAUAUAUGGUUUUAAAACUUCCUAUAUAGAUCCAACUGAUGAUAUAAUAAUAUAAUACAGAAAAGGUCUCAAUAAGUAUCUUUAAUUAAUUUAAAUUUAGUGGAUAAGAUCAAGAACUCUAUGAUUAUUUUUGUUAACAUUGUGAUUGCUAUGUAAGUGUUACAACUAAACAUUGUAAAGUUUGUGAAAGGUAAAAAUUUAUAUAAUACAGAUGUGUUUAAGAUUUUGAUCAUCAUUGUAAAUGGCUAAACAAUUGUGUAGGCAAAAAGAAUUAUGAAGAAUUCUUUAGAUUAUUAGUUUUUGUUUCUCUUUUCGGUGUUACCUUUAUUAUUUUUGCUGUUUUUUCUUAUUUUUUUGAAACUCCUCAAAUAAUGAUAUGGAUUUGGAUUAAUGUUACCUUAGUAAGUCUCUUUUUCCUACUUAACUUCAAUUUAAUGAUUUUUCAUUUUUGGUUAAAAUUUAAAGGAAUUACAACAUACAAAUGGAUUAUGUAAAAUAGAUAAAAAAGAUUUUAAUAACAAAUUUAAAAUGAAAUUCCUAAUAGAUUCUUGUAAGAUUAUUUUACAUUAGAAUUAGUUGUAGUUUAAAAAAAAAUAAAAAAACUCAAGUAAAUCCAAGGUUAGAUUAAGAAGAAAAUUAAAGUAACAAAUAGUAAAAUAUUGAAAUAAAAUAAAAUGAGGAAUAAUGCCAAAUAAAAUAAUAAAAUGUCGAAAUAGAAGCAGAUUUUGAUUCUAUCCAUCAUAAGAACUCAAAAAGAAAAUUUAGUUCUCAUACAAUAAAUCCUUAAAUUAAUAGUUAAUUAUAGGAUUGA
Messenger RNA from Paramecium sonneborni, 1023 nucleotides. NCBI's taxonomy places the organism in Eukaryota, Ciliophora, Oligohymenophorea, Peniculida, Parameciidae. The record is from the annotation of a GenBank genome assembly.